Molecule: messenger RNA, 963 nt
Organism: Metarhizium robertsii ARSEF 23
Lineage: Eukaryota; Fungi; Ascomycota; Sordariomycetes; Hypocreales; Clavicipitaceae
Product: Yippee-like protein
Exons: 3
Coding region: 1-963 (320 amino acids)
Source: RefSeq, a predicted model, not a curated record
AUGGACUGGAAGGUAACGACCAUCCUACAGCUUGCAUUCUCAGUUUUCGUCUUUCUCUUUUUGCUUUCAUCUCUAUUCAUUGCUGCCUUCGGAAGAAAAGACGCCAGGAAGAGCACAAGACUCCGCGCGUGUACGCUACUUUACGCAAUCGCUGCUGCGGUGACGAGCCACUUUUGGAGUAGGGCGAACGGCCAGCUUGAGUCCGAGACGCAAUUAAUUUCAACACUCACUAUCUGGAACUCGGCAGCGUCGUUUGCCGCCUGGCCGCUGACUUCCGAGUCCAGUCGAUGCAGCGGCGUCGCUGUCGUCGCCAUCACCGUUACGACUAUUGUCUUUGGCAGAUUCCAUUCAUCACUGGCUUGCGUGGUCGCCGUGUGUGGCUCCAACGUCCUGGUACUCUCAGGUAUAGUGCUGUUCCAGUUGCACCAUGCCAGGCGAGAGCAGUUGGAGAUAUAUGGGGGGAUAUGCCUCCUAUUCAUAGUUUAUUUCGUCUGGUUCGCUGCCCUGGCUCUUGCUGAAGGAAGCGAUACACUGGCUCGAUACUUGGUAAAAAAGAUUAUCACCACUCCAUCGCCGGCGGAUGCCGUGGCUGACCUCGUGAAGAUUUGGUACACCACCUGUGUCCCUACUGUCGCACUUUCGUGCUACGCAUCUCUGCGAAUUUUGGCACUUAAUGUUGUCAAGUACGGAGGGAAAAUAUCUACUGCCGCACUUCCAUGGAGGAAAAUGCUGCAGCAUGGGCUAGUGUCUGAUCCUGAAGCUCCCUCUGUGACACCUGGCCACCGCUCGUCAAUGUCAGAGUCGCUGCAGGGCUCGGGGACUCAGCUUCAGCAGUUUCGGCCGCUUCAAAAUCCAAGGCCACCAAGCGCGGGCUCGAAGCUGACGACGCCCUCAUCACAUGGGCCAGCAGCUGUGCCAGCUGGUCCUCUUGACCCUUCACCUACGAAGUCCCUUAGAGAAUAG